Danio aesculapii is the source of this 5577-nucleotide messenger RNA. RefSeq lists its product as uncharacterized. The coding region runs from base 215 to 3643 and encodes 1142 amino acids. Gene Ontology annotation, molecular function: protein phosphatase 1 binding; glycogen binding. Lineage: Eukaryota; Metazoa; Chordata; Actinopteri; Cypriniformes; Danionidae. Gene Ontology annotation, biological process: regulation of glycogen biosynthetic process. Gene Ontology annotation, cellular component: protein phosphatase type 1 complex. The transcript has 4 exons. The record is from RefSeq and is a predicted model, not a curated record.
UCUUCCUACUGACCUCUGGAAAACCAUGGACGAUCUUCCUACUAAAUUUAGACAUUUAUUCGCGUGUGUGCAGUAUGAGAUUCAAACCGCGGUUCUCGUUUGUGUCAAUGGUUCAGGCCUAGAUCGGUCGAUGCGAGGACGGUUACGGACCCUAGCGGGUCUCUAGUGGCACUAUGUACAGCAGCGCAAUCUGACAGCAGCAGAAACAGACGCAAUGGCGCAGGGAAAUAACAACAAUUUCCUAACUAUUCCCUCACAACAGGGUCUUUUCAAGACGGUUAGAGUCGACCGUUCUGAAGACAACAGUAACGAUGAAGAUGAAGAAGAAACAGAGGAAGACGUCCGGCUUAUACCGAGGUCUUCCCCCGUUCCCAGGAAGCGAGGUUCGUCCAUCGCGGAUGAAACCGCCGAGUACAUGCGAAUUCGUCUCGCGUUAACAGACAGAAGAGUCUCGUUUGUAGACAGUACGGGAGGCGAGCUGGCUGAUGUCAGAAUGUUUGUCCCGUUUGAUUCAGACGAAGAGGACAAUUCAAGAUGGGAAGAAGAGGAGGCGAAAUACCGUAAAGCCUACAGCGAGCCCACUUACCGUCUGUGGCCGGAGUUCCAAGCGCUCACCGGCCCGGAGCUCUUGCUCGCGGUCCACACCAACAAGCUGGAGGUAGACAGCGUGACACCUGUACCAGAUGAGCCUCUCUCAUUCGACGUGGUCAUUCGUGUGCUUAACAUUUCUUUUCACAAAUCAGUGUAUGUCCGGUCGACUAUGGACGGUUGGAUCAAUCACUUUGAUUACCCAGCCGAGUACGUCUUGGACUCAAACGACGGCGAAACGGACAAGUUCUCCGCGAAGCUGUCUUUUGCUCCACCGUACCUGUUCAACGGAGCACGUAUUGAUUUUGUUGUGCGCUAUGAGACGUCAGAUGGAGAGUUUUGGGCGAACAACUCUGGAAGGAAUUAUUCUGUAACUCUCCUGCAGUCUUAUGAAGAAGACUCGGUCCAGACUUGCACGGCGGAGAAGCCAGAGCUGAGAGGAAUUCUGAAACCUCCCCGGUAUCGAACUGCCAGUGGUUAUGAUGACUCUGAUGACAGAGAAGAUGCUUAUCUAAGCAAUGACGAGUGUGAAGCCCCGGAAAAUCAAGACUCUUUUGCACAGCCGGCUAUAGUUCAGCCAGAGAUCGACAUUGAGACUGCCAAAAAUGUGUCCAGUUCCCCAGAGUCCACCAAGACUUCCUCCAUGGCAGGAUGUUCUCUGUCCACUUCAGAUACUCCCUACGGUGAACCACUUCCACUAGAGUCAGAGUCGUCCAUAAAUUUACCAAAAAUAGAAGAGUCUGGCCUUCGUCCAUCGAUUUUAUCCAUCCCCCAAUCACAGUCAACCCAGGAGUCCUCAGAGGCACAAGAUCCAGUCUAUAAUGUUCUCCCUUCUAUGUCUUUUUCAGUUCCUGUAGUUCUUGUCCACUCCUAUGAUAGACAAGAGACUAACAAUAAUGGAUUUGAGGAUUCCAAUAACCCCAACCAACUGUCUCAUCCACAGAAUGGGAUGUUAGCGCAAGUGCCUUUCGAGUUGGGCCAGCCUUCACUGGCUGCGUUUCCAAACACGACACAUACCGAGGAAGAAAGUCUGAAGGAAUUUCAGGAGAAGAAGGAUGUUGUGGAAAUGUAUGACAAACUGUCAGACAUUAAAGAGGAACCCAGUCAGAAUGUAGAAGGAGAUAAAACAUGCAUUUACAGGUCGGAAGAUCCCACACAGGCUUCUUCCUCAAAAAAGUUAAAAGUUGUAACUGAAGAUGUAGAGGAGCUGAUUUGGUCAGAGGGUUUAGAGAAUCCACUGAAUGAAGAAGGUCUAAAGGCUUUUCAGGAAAAGGAAGAUGUUGUGGAAGUAGAUGACAGAUUGGCAGACAUUCAAGAAGAAUCAAGUGAGAAUAAAGAAGAAGAAAAAACUUACAUUCACCGGUCAGAAUUUCCCAAACAGCUUCCUUCCUCAACACCGUUAAACCUUGUAAAUGUAGAUUUAGAAAAGGUCAAUUUGUCAGAGUUUUUAGAGAACCGUCUGGAUGAAGAACCCAAGCAGCCGCCUUCCUCAAUACAGGUAAAUGUUGCAACUGAAGAUGUUGAGAAGCUCAGUUUGUCAGAUGGGUUAGAAAAUCCUCUGGUGGACAGUCUGAAGGAUCUGCAGGAAAAUGAAGAUGUUGUGGAAAUGGUUGACAGCUUGGCCGAUAUUCAAGAAGAACCAAGUCAGAAUAUAGAAGAAGAUAAAACUUACAUUUACAAAUUAGAAUUUCCCAAACAGCCUUCUUCCUCAAUCCAGGUAAAUGUUGCAACGGAAGAUCAGGAGAAGCUCAGUUUUUCAGAUGGGUUAGAUCAUCCUCUGGAAGGACUGAAGAACUUUCAAGAAAAAGAUGUUGUGGAAAUGGUUGACAGCUUGGCAGAUAUUCUAGAAGAACCAGGUCAGAAUACAGAAGAAGAUAAAACAUACAGUCACAAAUCGGAAGAUCCCAAGUCACUUCCUUCCUCAAAAGAGGUAAACAUUGCUACCAAAGACACAGAGAAACACAAUUUGUCAGAAGAAAGAGUGAAUCCACUGAAUGAAAAGGGUCUAAAGGAUUUUCAGGAAAAGGAAGAUGUUGUGAAAAUUGAUGUCAGCUUGGCAGAUAUUCUAGAAAAACCAAGUCAGAAUACAGAAGAAGAUGAAACGUUCAGACACAGGUUGGAAGAUCCCAAGUUGCUUCCCUCAAAAGAGGUACACAUUGCAACUGAAGAUGUUGAGAAGCUGAUUCUGUCAGAAGACUUAAAGAAUCCACUGGAUGAAAAAUGUCUUAAAGACUUUCAGGAAAAGGAAGACGCUGUGGAAAUUGACGAAAUAUUGGCAGAUAUUCUAGAAGAGCCGAGUCAGGAUCUAGAAAAAGAUACAACUUGCAUUCAGCUGUUUGAAGGACCCAAGCUGCCUCCUUCCUCUAAGGAGGUAAACAUUGCAACUGAAGAUGCAGAGAAGCUGUCAGAUAGCUCGGAGCAUCCUCUGGACGAAGGAGUUCAAGAACAGGAGGUAGACCUUGUCUCUUUAAUUGGAAUUAAAACCACCAAGGUGUUCGAAGUGGAAAGCACCAAAACCGGGGAUGAGGAACCUGAUGCUUUGGUGGUUUCCUAUUUAGAGACCACUUUACAGGAAAGAGUAACCCAAAGUUUACUAAUCCAUCCAACCAGCCAAGAAGCACUCUUAGAUCCAAGAACCCUGGCCUCAAUCCUGCCUGAGGACCCAGAAGUUGAUAACCAAACUGUUUCCAUGUGUACUUCAGAGCAUCCAGCAAGCCAACCAGAAAAGCCAGCACUGGUCAGUGGUUCUGAAACAUCACCAAGAGCCUUCGAUCAUCAGCCUUCAACUGUUCAAACCUCAGCAGAAGAUUAUUUAAGGUCUGAGGCUGAUGAACUUUCCCAAGAGGCAUGUAAAGACCUUGAACCUCAGCACACACUGCCAGGAGUCGACAGUGAACUAUCUCAAAUAUCAAAGGAUCAGGCUGAGGUCUCUCUGAGCACGUGUCUCAUGGUCUCCGUAACCUUCUUCACUGCUGUUAUCUGCCUGGCUGUAGGGAUUCAAGAGCCCAGCGCUUUUCUGUGUGUGGGAUUAUUCCUGUUGUCCCUUUGGUUCUAAUUUAAAUACUGGCUUUCUUUCCCCUUCCAUCCACUUCUCCUAAAAGCCUUAAGACUUGACCUUCUUCCUUUCUCCCCAGUGCCUUGAGAAAUUCCUAAUAAGAACAUUUUCAUGCAAGCAAAUCAUAUUUGUGUUCGUACGUGGUUGUAAACAGCGUGAGAGUCAGUGUUUUCAAAUUUAGGAGGUGAGCUUAAGCUUGGUAUGUUGUUUAUCAUUCAGACCUCCAGUAUUAAAUCUGCUGUGGAUUAUAUAUUACUAAAAUAAUCAUUUGAGCAACCAGUAUGUUAUUCAGCUGAAUGACAUCACUGUGUACUUCAUACAUAAUUGGUCAGUGCAACUGUUACUCGGCUUAAUGAUUCAUCCUCAAUUGCACAGCUGCUCGUCCUAAAAAAUGAAUCUAAUAUAGAAACUUGUAAGUGGGAUGACUUGGUGGAGAGUGAAUGUGGUUAUAUGUGUGACAAGAAAUGAGGUGGACUGGACUAACGGUGCAGGUCAAUUCAAAGCAGGAAUUUAGGAAAGUUUUAGGUUGUGUAGAUAUAUCUGUGGUUUUUCUUAUAUCACAGUGUGAUGUAAGUGAGGAAUUAGUCUAUUUGUCUACAGUCUAUUUGUCAACCAAUUAAGAAGAGCAUUAACUAGGUAUCAAAUAUUUAAAGGCACUACAUUUUGUCACUUAAACACUGUGAAAGGGUAUUUGAUGUUAUGUCUGAUCAUUUUGUAACUGGGAUUACUCACAUGCUGUGUAUAAACUUAAAAAUGAGUGAAUAUGAUUAAAGUGUUAGUUCUGUCAUAACUUUCUCUGCUUUGUUGUUCCAAAGCUGUAAGGAAUCUCUAAUCUACAGAGCACAAAUCAAGAUCCUUCUAAUAGAAAUCAGUUAUCCAUUUUCCAUUGAAAGUCUGUUCACCCAAAACAAUCAUAUACUGUAAAGCAAUCAGUUGACUUUACUUAAAAAAAGAGAGUAAACUCAUUGCCUUAUAAAGUAAACAAACUGUGCAUAAUUAUAAAAGUUGACUUGUUUUAAGAUAAAUCAACUUGUUGCUUUUAAGUCAAUGGGAUUACUCACUUUUUCAAAGUAACUAAUGGCUUUUAUAGUGUAAGUGUAAUGAGUCAAUUAGUUAGUUUUUUAUAAUACAGUAUUCAAAUUUAGUCAUGGAAGCUCUAUCAAAGUUAAUGCGAAUUAACCGAUGAUGCUCAUUUCUGCAUCUUAUUGCACAUUUCAGCUUCUGCAUGAUCCAGUGAGGCUUGUUCCUGCGCAUAUAAGUGGGAUGGCUGAGAUUAUAUUCACUGAUCUGUUUGAAUAAAUGGCGAAAUUAAUCUGUUCAUCGUAUAAAGUUUGGUGAAAUUGCUUGAUUCAUAUGGAUUGAUCGUUUGAUGAAGUGUUUUGGAGCAUCAAAAACAACAGACUUUAAAUGGAGUGACAAACGGAUCAGAUUUAUUUUCAAAUAUACACAUUUUUGUUGAGAUGAACAGAUCAGUCUUGUGGAUUUAGAACAGGAAAGCGAGUAAACAAUGGCAGAAUUUGUAUUUUGGGGUGAACUUGAACAUGCAACAGUUUUGCACCUAUCUACUUUGGAAACACAAAGUCCCCAAAUUGUCGUCUUGUCAGUUUGUAGGCAAGCAUAUGGCCUUUUGCAGUGCUCUUUUAAAGCGUGCCCCAAGCCUCUGAUAUCACCCCAAAAGGUCACGCAUUGCACUGAAGUCACGGCGUCAGGUUACCGGGUGACUACACUCCAUUGUAAACAGAGAGGAUUGAAGAAAUCUUUCACCCUUGGAUAUCCCCUCUUCCAAAACUUGACCCUCCAAGUAUUCAGUCACUAAUUUAUUGCUUUGUCGUCUCACUGAAUUAAUGUGUAAACAGGGUUGUGAACACGUUCUGUGGUCAUUAUCAGGUGUUUUAUCAUGUUAGUAUGGAAAUAAAAGUCUAUGAUUGAUAAAA